This is a messenger RNA of Candoia aspera, 7684 nucleotides long. Its product is annotated as sarcoplasmic/endoplasmic reticulum calcium ATPase 3. The transcript is spliced from 19 exons. Bases 146 to 2860 code for a protein of 904 amino acids. Gene Ontology annotation, biological process: intracellular calcium ion homeostasis; calcium ion transmembrane transport. Gene Ontology annotation, cellular component: membrane. The record is from RefSeq and is a predicted model, not a curated record. Lineage: Eukaryota; Metazoa; Chordata; Lepidosauria; Squamata; Candoiidae. Gene Ontology annotation, molecular function: ATP hydrolysis activity; P-type calcium transporter activity; ATP binding.
AUCACUUCUGGAGCUGAUAUUGGAACAGUUCGAAGAUCUCCUAGUACGCAUCCUUCUCUUGGCUGCUUUUGUUUCCUUUAUUCUAGCCUGGUUUGAAGAAGGUGAAGAAACCACCACAGCCUUUGUGGAGCCUGUUGUGAUUAUUAUGAUCCUCAUUGCUAAUGCGGUGGUAGGAGUGUGGCAGGAGAGGAACGCUGAGAGUGCAAUUGAGGCCUUAAAGGAAUACGAACCAGAAAUGGGGAAAGUGAUCAGGGCAGACAGGAACGGAGUGCAGCGGAUCCGAGCUAAAGACAUAGUCCCAGGAGACAUUGUGGAGGUAGCAGUUGGUGACAAAGUGCCAGCUGACAUCCGGAUCAUCGAGAUCAAAUCCACAACACUGAGGGUAGACCAGUCCAUUCUUACAGGUGAAUCUGUCUCCGUUACUAAACAUACCGAUCCAAUUCCAGACCCGAGGGCUGUUAACCAAGAUAAAAAGAACAUGCUUUUUUCUGGCACCAACAUUGCUGCUGGCAAAGCUGUGGGUGUUGUCAUUGCCACUGGAGUGUACACAGAGAUUGGGAAAAUCAGGAACCAGAUGGUGGCCACGGAGCCUGAGAAGACCCCACUGCAACAAAAGCUGGAUGAGUUCAGCCAGCAGCUUUCUAAAGUCAUCUCCCUCGUCUGCAUUGCAGUCUGGGUCAUCAACAUCAGCCACUUCAGUGACCCUGUGCAUGGCGGCUCCUGGUUUCGUGGUGCCAUCUACUAUUUCAAGAUCGCUGUGGCUUUGGCAGUGGCUGCCAUCCCUGAAGGACUUCCUGCAGUUAUCACCACUUGCCUGGCAUUGGGCACCCGCCGGAUGGCCAAAAAGAAUGCCAUUGUCAGGAGCCUCCCCUCUGUGGAAACCCUGGGAUGCACUUCAGUUAUUUGCUCCGACAAGACAGGCACCUUGACAACCAACCAGAUGUCCGUCUGCAGGAUGUUCAUUGUGGAGAAGAUUGAGGACAGUCACUGCAGUUUGCACGAGUUCACCAUCACUGGGUCCACAUACACCCCUGAGGGACAAAUCUUAAAGAAUGACCACCCAGUUAAAUGUGGAGAAUUUGAUGGCCUAGUGGAACUUGCAACCAUUUGUGCCCUUUGCAAUGAUUCCUCACUGGAUUACAAUGAGUCCAAGAAAGUCUAUGAAAAGGUGGGUGAAGCAACAGAAACAGCCCUGAUUUGCCUUGUAGAGAAGAUGAACGUAUUCAGUACAGAUACCAGCAGUUUCUCCAGAGUAGAAAGAGCCAAUGCCUGCAGUACCGUGAUCAAAAAGCUGAUGAAGAAGGAAUGCACCCUUGAAUUCUCCCGCGACCGCAAGUCUAUGUCUGUGUAUUGCACACCUGUGGCCUCCAGUCACAAUUCUUCAAGCAGCAAGCUCUUUGUCAAGGGUGCUCCAGAAAGUGUCAUUGAGCGCUGCAGUUAUGUCCGUGUUGGCACAAACCAAGUCCCCUUGACUUUUUCCAUCAAAGAGAAGAUACUUUCCAAGAUCCGGGAAUGGGGUACCGGCAUUGACACUCUGCGCUGUCUUGCCUUGGCGACGAGAGACCAUCCACCUCGGAAAGAGGACAUGCAUCUAGAUGACUCCAGCCAGUUUGUUAACUAUGAAACUAGGUUGACCUUUGUCGGCUGCGUGGGAAUGCUGGACCCUCCUCGGAAGGAAGUGGUGUCAUCCAUCGAAAUGUGCAAGAAAGCGGGCAUCCGUGUCAUCAUGAUCACCGGAGACAACAAAGGAACAGCUGUGGCUAUCUGCCGGAGGAUUGGGAUCUUCUCAGAGAGCGAGGAGGUGGCGAACAAAGCCUACACGGGCAGAGAAUUCGACGAUCUCUCCCCAGAGGCCCAAAGCAAUGCUUGCCGUUCAGCUCGAUGCUUUGCUCGGGUGGAGCCUGCGCACAAGUCCAAGAUCGUUGAAUACUUACAGUCGUUCAAUGAAAUCACAGCUAUGACUGGUGAUGGAGUGAACGAUGCCCCUGCUUUGAAGAAAGCUGAAAUUGGUAUUGCAAUGGGCUCUGGAACGGCUGUGGCCAAAUCAGCGGCAGAGAUGGUUUUGUCAGAUGACAAUUUUUCUACCAUUGUGGCUGCUGUGGAGGAGGGCAGAGCCAUUUACAAUAACAUGAAGCAGUUCAUCCGCUACCUCAUUUCUUCUAACGUUGGAGAAGUAGUCUGCAUCUUCCUGACAGCCAUCCUGGGCCUUCCUGAAGCUUUGAUUCCAGUCCAGCUGCUUUGGGUGAACCUGGUGACCGACGGGCUGCCGGCUACGGCCCUCGGCUUUAAUCCUCCUGACCUUGACAUCAUGGACAAGCUGCCCCGGAAUCCCAGGGAGCCUCUUAUUAGUGGGUGGCUGUUCUUCCGCUACCUUGCAAUUGGAGUUUAUGUUGGGUUUGCAACUGUAGGUGCAGCUACUUGGUGGUUCUUGUACGAUGCUGAAGGACCUCAAGUUACCUUCCACCAACUGAGGAACUUCAUGAGAUGCACAGAAGACAACCCCAUCUUUGAAGGCGUCGAUUGUGAAAUCUUCGAAUCUCGUUAUCCAACCACCAUGGCACUCUCGGUGCUGGUGACAAUUGAGAUGUGCAACGCACUCAACAGUGUGUCUGAAAACCAGUCGCUGCUCAGGAUGCCCCCCUGGCUGAACAUCUGGCUCCUGGGAGCCAUUAUCAUGUCUAUGGCCCUGCAUUUCCUGAUUCUGUACGUGAAGCCAUUGCCUCUGAUCUUCCAGGUGACCCCACUUAGCUGGCCUCAAUGGGAGACAGUGCUGAAAAUCUCUUUGCCAGUUAUCCUGCUGGAUGAAGGCUUGAAGUAUCUCUCCCGUAACCAUUUAGAUGGCAAAGAGACCAAGGAAUGACCAGCACAAAAGAAACUCGGUUUCUCCGCAAAAUGAAUUGUAGACUCUUACCUGGGACUGAAGAAAUUGCAUGCUUGAACAUUUCCAAAAGACAUCAAGGAAUAUGCAUGUUUUUGAAGUCUCGGACUUAAUGCGGGUGAAUUGUCAAAAGAAAUCAAAAACUGAUAUUUUUGUUUUGUUUUUAUUUUUACUUUUGUUAUGUAGCUGGGUUGUUUUUUCUUGUAUAUAGUUGUGCAAAUACUGGACAGUUAAAUUAUGGCUGGGGAGGGCGGGUAGAGUUUACUCUUUAAUGGAGGCAGAAUAAUUCAAACCCUUAGAAAUCUUCUUCUGAAGAUUUAAUUCCUUUUUUAUCUCUCUUUUUUCAGUGCCCUAUGAACUGCAUUUUUCUUUUGAAACAAAGUUUUGUGAUAGUUGGGGAUGAGAUCUAAUAGAGUUCUUGUCAAAAGUAGCUGCUGGUGGGGUGACUCUGUCCUUCACUAGCAAGACCCUCUUUUGACACAGCCCUAUAAGUUUUUAUAGGAGUCAGGAAGUACCACAUGACUUGAGGUAGCCUAUCAGGUUUUUUGAGAAAUAUAUUUGGCCAUCUGAUUGGUUACCAUAUAGUUCAUCAGGUCUUACUAGAGACUGGCUGCUGAAAUCAUGCUUGGCUUUGAGUAGAUGCCUGAAUUCUAGAAUUAGAAGUUGGCUGCACUCUCGUGCUUGCAGGCUUAUGAGAAAGAAGCACUCCUGGGCAGAGAAGUUCAGUAUGGCCUUAACCAUCUACAUCUGCCGUGUUUCGUUCUUGUGGGAAUCCUUUUUCUCCCACAAUUUUUUUCAGAGCUUUAUUUUGUGGAGGGGGAUGUUCAGCUUCUUGUAUACCAGAAAGCUGAAUUCAGGAGUAAAGAAUCAGUGUGGAAAGCCAGUAUUUUAGAAAGGAAGAUUCUAGUCUGGCCAUUUCCCUGCUAUGCCAAUUCUCCAUGCAUAGAAACCCUCUUUUUGUGUAAGGUAUUGCCUGGAGACAGGUCUACCCAUGUUUGUGUGAAUUUAGACCGUAAGUAUAUAUCUGGUUAUCUCAUUACAACUCAACUCAUUGAUCCAUUUAGCCUAUCUGACUAGUAGCGGCUGUCAUUUUCUUGCUUGCUGCCUGAGAUCUUUUUAACUGGAAAUACUGGAGGCUCAAUCUGUGCACUUCUACAAAGAAGGAAAUACUUUGCCACUGAGCUGACAUACUAUCUUUGGGUAAACUAUGGCUUCAUCUUGGCUAGUAUUAGUUUCUCCGUGAGAGACAGCAGCUGUCCGAAGUGGCCCACAAAGAUAUAAUUGGGUGCCAUAAGACCAGAAUAAUCGUAAUGGUGACUUCCUAACAAAAUGACAGCAUGAUUUAAAUAUCAGCAUCCCCUUUGCAUAGUUUAUUCUUCAUAGGUCACUCAAGAUGAAAAAGUGUCAAGCAAAUCAAGAGUCUUGCAGUGAAAAAGGCCCAGAAAAAGUUCAUGCGUUAUAUGGCACAAGACAAAGCAACUCUGUCUCUCUGCAUCCUAAGACACAGAUGACAUUUAUGUAACUUAUGUCUGUGGUCCUUGAGUAUUUAGGGGGUGCAAAUUUGAGGCCAGAGUAUGCAUUCUCAUCACUUAUCAAACUUGGCUGUCCUUCAGGCCAGGUGCCUGGAACUGUGUUCAGUGCGAUCCAUAGUUCGUACAGAUGUAACGGGGGGAUUAAUGGCAUGGGUGCCUGACUUUAAAUUCUAAACAUGGAUUUCUGUGGAAAGCUUCCACACUUUAGCUGGUUAUUCUCACAAUAGCAGCAAGUUCAGGUACAUGGAGAAUCAUAACUGAUGAAUUCCAGCCUUUGGAAAGAAGAAGAGAUUUCAGAAAGGUCAUCUUGAAGCCUGUUUUUGCAACAUUGCAAAGCUUUUUUUUUCCCCAGGGAAAAAGUCCUACAGUAAUUAUUGAAAUGAAGUGUGGAUGUCCUACCUGUCAACAUUUUUUAAAGAACAGUAGCUAAGAGCAGAUGAUGAUGAUGGAGGAGGAGGAGGAGGAGAAUUAGAUUCAUAUCCCGCCUUUUCUCCAAGAUUACAGGGCAGCUUACAUGAGCUUCUCCAUUUUAUUCUCUCAGCAACAAUCCUCUGAGGAGGUAGGGUGGGCUGAGAGAGGACAACUGCCCCAAAGUCAACUAGUGAGGUUCCAUGACUAAGGGGGACUAGACCAACUUCAUACACUGACCGUCUAAUGUAUAUUGAGUUCACCUCUUUUUUUGCGCACAACAGUUGAUUUUUGAAAUGAACAUAAUUUUGAAGGCAAGUACUUUAGAAGGCUCUAAAGGCUUUUUCCCACUGCUGUGGAAAUGCUUCCUACCCCCGUUUGAGUCAGCGGGAAACAAGACUCGCAGAAUACUGACUGCCUGUCUUGCCUCUUUUUUCUGUCACAGCCAAUCAUCUGACUUUCUUGGAAGAUGAGGGGUAAUAAAGCUUAACUGACUUUAUGUCCCCAGACAGGGGAGAAAAUGCAACUUUAGCACAGUAUAUCUAAGGAUGGCUUGAGGCUGGCAACAUCAAGGGGACAGGACAUAUUUGUGCAGGUGGGGAAAGGCCCCAAUUGUUUUUCCUUAUUUUUUUUCUGCUUCCAAGUUCCAAUGGCUACUGGCUGUUAUGUGUUGUAGCUUAUUGAAUUAGAUGCUUCCUGAGGCUAUGUAAUAUAUUAAUGAGCUUUAAAGAUAUGUUUUCACUAUGCAUUUAAGCCCACUUCAAUCUUAUUUAGUUAUUCUCAUUUUCAAUCUGAAAAACCUGGAAAAUGGAGUAUGGCGGAGGAAGAAAUUGUCUGCACAUGGCAGAACUUCUGUCCCCUGUGUUAUUUGUCUUGGUGUGAUUGGUUUGCUUGCUUGCUGGUUUCUCUCUUUGAGGGAGUGACCUUGAGUUUACAUCAGUUCCACUUUAAAUGUGCUUUCUGGGGCUGUGUUACUGAAUGGGGGGCAGUUACCAUGAAGCCAGCGUGGCAUCAUGUGAAUCUAGGCAUUUGCAUCGCCAACUCAGGGAUCUUUCUCUGGCACUUGUGUGUUUCUUGUAUCUGGGCAAAGGUUUGUCUUGAAGUAUUUGGAGUCCUACCCUGAAUAUGUCUUUUGUAAUUAAUUUUACAUCAUUCCUUUUGAAGGGGAAAAGAAGAAUGUUUAUACAUGGUGUAGGAAGACUCUACGUCCUGGCACUUUUUUAAAAAAAAGAAUGGUCUCUUGAAUCAUUGAGGCACAUUUCAAAAUCUUCCUAGAAAAGUCUAAUUGUUUAUCCUAUCAGCUUUCUUAAUAACAACAAUAAAGAUCCAAGUAGUUAUUUUAAGCAAGACAGGCUUGUCCAUGGUAUUCAGAGGGAGUAAAAAAGAAGAAAUAAGUUAGUGCCUAUGGAUGUUCAGUCAGAGCCCACCCCUGUUUUAUAUGUGUCAACGCACAUAAAAAGGGCAGGGCUUUGGAUGUGAACCUGUGGCCACCAUCUUGACUUUUUUGACUCUUCCCAUCUCUUUCAGAUGCCCCUGAGCAAAGAGCAGCAGAACUGUGAAUUAUGCAUAAGUGUGAGGGCAUUUAGUCAAAUGUUGAAUUAACAUUUUUGGUAGAUGAAGUUUCCUAAUCCCUCUACCUCUUUGUUGUGUGUGAUGAGAUCUACAUCUGUCAUGCAACAGGAAAUUAAAAUCACAGGCGUGCUCCGUUGAAGGCACAGGAGCACUGCCCGAAAAGGAGAUGCCAACUGUUGAAUAUGUUGCAUUUCUGUUCCUGAUUUCUUUCUUUUGGUAACCUUGUUUAUGCUCCGGUAGUUUUAAACCAUCUUGUCUGGAGCAGGGAUGACUUCUGUUCAGAAAGGGCCCGUUUCUAUUCAAAAUCAGAUCUGGAGAACUUUUUCUGCAGUUCUCCUUGAGUAUGAGGUUCUCAGCAUCAUCUCUAAAAACAAUAAAACCUACAGUCCCUGAUGAAAGCUAUGAUACUUAAACAUGUAUCUAAUAUGAACAAAAUGUGAUGUGUUUGUUUAUGUUACAACAUGCCUAUAUUCCUAUAUACCUGGAAAUUCUUCCCUUUGUACAUAGUCAGGCUGAGUAGGGGUGGAUAAACUUGUCACUUCUGAUUUCAUUUGGCUUCUCUUCUUCUUCCUGUAGUAUCAUGUUUAUUUCAUCCUGUUUCAUCCUCGUGAAUAUUUUUUAUUAAAAUUCCACAGGAACAUUUUUGUACACUUCCCCAAUAUGCGUGUUUUUGCACAUACUUUCUUAAAUCGCUGGACUGUAUCAAAAACUUUGGGAAUGUGCAAAUAUUGACAUACAACUACAUUGUGGUUUGUGUCUGGGUGAGGAAAGAAUAUAUUACAUUGUAAACUGAACAGAUUUUUCCUCCUGACCUAACCCUUACUGAAUGCCACUGCCCACAUGAUCUUGGCAAGACUAAGUCACCCACUAUUUCCGCAGCUCAAGUUUUUACAAAAUAAUUUCAGCUAAAAAUUUGAAAAAAUCCUGACAUUGCUAUCCAUUUAAAAGAGAUCCCACAUUGUCUGCUGAUUCACAGAUACUGUUUAAGAUGACAAUCGUUUAGAAAUCAUACACCACCACCUUUCUUCCUUAUCACCAGCAUUGUAUAAAAUAAAAUAUUUCUAAGAUAGGGAACAUUGCUAAGCCUUUGAGAAUGUAUAGAUUGAAAUAUACUACUGAGCUGGCUGAGCUGUACAGAAAAGAAAUUCUUGCAUGAAAUGUUGUUACUGUAUUUAAUAUAUACUUGUAUUCAAGAAGUUUUAAUAUGGAGCUUUGGGGAAGGGGUCACCUUUAUAGAUACGUGUGGUUACCAGAAAGUUUUAAGAAACAGAAAGAAAACGUAUUCUUCACUUUC